UCCUUGAACGACUACAACGACACCAGCCCCCCCACACUACUUUUCCAUCCGUUUAAACUGCUCAUCAUGUCUUCUGACUAUGAUAUUUCUGACGAUGACGGCGAUUAUUAUGACGAUGAAGACAUGUUCGACGGUACACAAGAUGAUGCCGACACGGAUGAUGAGAUGGACAUGGACACCUUUGGAGACGACUUUAAGGUCACGACACAGCCGAAAAUGAAGUCGUAUGAGAUUGACUACCAACCUCUGAGCCAGUCCGCGGUAGAGGUACUCAUGAAGAAAGACGUCGAGCAAUGUUGUUCUGUGCUCGGAAUCGAUGAAAACAUAGCGAAGAUUCUACUCCGAUAUUUGUCAUGGAAUACGGAGAAACUCAUUGAGAAGUACAUGGAUAACGCGUCAGCCGUCCUUGUGGCAGCCGGUGUUGCGCUUCCAUCGCCACGAACUUCUCCCACAUUGCCACGCUCACACAGCGUGGCAUCUCAGUCUACUUCCUCCCAUGCAGGAGGUCGUGCGACGAGGUCAUCAUCGAAGCUACAAUCAGUUCUGUCAUCAUCAUCCCGAAUUUCUUCGCGACUUUCUCCUCCACUGUCGUCGAAAUCUGCAAAGCUUCCUAGGAGCGAACCCGAACUCUUUGUUUGUCCCAUCUGUUUUGAUGAUUCUCCUGAGCUGCAAACCCUUGGACUUGACUGCGGGCACAUGUUCUGCUCCGAAUGUUGGCAUGCAUACAUGACUGCAAAGAUUCGGGAAGACGGUGAACACUGCAUUCGCUGCAUGGCGGAGAACUGUGCCUUAGUAGCGCCAGAUGCCUUCAUCCGUUCUGUGCUCGUCCCAGAUGGCACAAGUGCUUCCCAAAGCGAAGGCACUCUUGCAUGGGCUCGCUUCCAGGAGCUGCUGGUCCGUAACUAUGUUGGCGCUAUGUCCAAUCUCAAGUUCUGUCCGCAUCCUGGAUGUACGAACACUGUUAGAUGCUCCGCUGCAGCUUCCAAGUCCAGCCUCAUUACGAUCGUGCCGAUAGUCUCUUGCGGUGCUCGUGGUAUCCCGGGCUCCGAAGAAGAUAGAAAGGCUUCAAAUUUGUCUGUUCAGGCCAAAGAACACAAGUUCUGCUUCGGGUGCCCUGUCGAGACGGAUCAUAGACCGGUGGUAUGUGCUGUGGCCUGGAUGUGGUUAAAGAAGUGCGAAGAUGACAGUGAAACUGCAAACUGGAUCAAGAGCAACACGAAAGAGUGUAGUCAGUGUCACAGUACGAUCGAGAAAAACGGCGGUUGCAACCAUAUGACAUGCAAAAAGUGCAAGCACGAGUUUUGUUGGGUUUGCAUGGGUCCAUGGUCGGAACAUGGAACUGCGUGGUAUUCCUGCAACCGUUAUGACGAAAAGACUGGAGUAGAAGCGCGGGAUGCUCAGAGUCGAAGUCGUGCGUCAUUAGAGAGAUACCUACACGUAAGUGAAUCGUGUAGGCCUUGUUUAUCUGGCAUUCUCAUAUUACCAGUAUUACAACCGUUGGGCCAACCAUGAACAAUCCGCGAAACUAUCCCUUGAUCUUUACGCCAAGACUGAAAAGAAGAUGGAGGACAUGCAGAUGACAUCGCAGCUUACGUGGAUUGAGGUACAAUUUAUGAAGAAGGCUGUGGAAGAGGUGGAGAAAUGUCGAACGACUCUAAAGUGGACGUAUGCUAUGGCAUACUACCUUUCCAAAGGGAACGAGAAAGAUUUGUUUGAGGAUAACCAACGAGAUCUGGAAAAGGCUGUAGAAGAUCUCUCAGAGCUUCUCGAGAGCCCUAUCGAUGCUGAGGCGAUCACUACCCUUCGACAGAAGGUCACCGACAAAACGGUCUAUGUCGCCAAGCGAAACGACAUCGUCCUCGAAGACACAGCAAACGGCUUCCACGAGGGAAGAUGGCGAUGGAACAUUCAUAUCGACGGUUUUGACCCUCCGGAAACGACCGUCCAGUGAUUGCAAUAAGUAUAGUGCGGUUGCUGGAUUAUCCGAAUAUUAGAAUAUAUCAUGUAAACGCAUUCUCCUGUCAGUUGCCCCUGCACACUCUUACUCUCAGUCGGACUUCCCAAGCAAGUUUCGCUACCUUCCUCCCCUCGAAUUGUUUCAAGUAAUUAGCUGUGUUGUGUACCUAACUACAUCCUAUAUAGUACUGAAUAACAAACAUAACGAUGACUGCCUCG
This is a messenger RNA of Marasmius oreades (fairy-ring Marasmius), 2175 nucleotides long. RefSeq lists its product as uncharacterized. Gene Ontology annotation, cellular component: ubiquitin ligase complex; cytoplasm. The record is from RefSeq and is a predicted model, not a curated record. NCBI's taxonomy places the organism in Eukaryota, Fungi, Basidiomycota, Agaricomycetes, Agaricales, Marasmiaceae. The coding region runs from base 67 to 1512 and encodes 481 amino acids. Gene Ontology annotation, molecular function: zinc ion binding; ubiquitin protein ligase activity; ubiquitin conjugating enzyme binding. Gene Ontology annotation, biological process: protein polyubiquitination; positive regulation of proteasomal ubiquitin-dependent protein catabolic process; ubiquitin-dependent protein catabolic process. The transcript has 7 exons.